Molecule: messenger RNA, 4079 nt
Organism: Cygnus atratus (black swan)
Lineage: Eukaryota; Metazoa; Chordata; Aves; Anseriformes; Anatidae
Gene: CFAP92
Product: cilia and flagella associated protein 92 (putative)
Exons: 17
Coding region: 1-3528 (1175 amino acids)
Source: RefSeq, a predicted model, not a curated record
AUGCAACGUUGCUAUCACGUGGAGUACUUCCUUUUACCAGAUGAUCUCGUUCCUAGAAAACUGGAUUUGGUAGUGUUUGGGACGGUUGCAAAGCUGCUUGCAGAACCUGAUUCCAAGACUAUUAUGCCAUGGUUUGAAAAUGACCAGAUGUGGAUAUCAUGGAACCAUAGUACUGAUAUCAAUGUCACCAACGAAUAUCUAAUAAAACUAAGGGAUCACAAAAUAACUUUAAAACUCUGGGAUGCCAAGGACAAAGUUUCUUCUAAAGCAAGGCUUAGUAAACCAAGCUUUGUUUCUUCUCUAGAAAGAGAUGCAGAGGCUGUUGGUGGGGUAAAACACACAGUGCUAUUGCAAAGAAAAUUCUUUGAAGAGAGUCAGCCACCACCCAGCUGUACAAAAAUUAAAGAAGCAAAGAAAUCCAAAGCACAGAAAGAGUCUUCAGCCCUUCCUGUCAAAGAAGAAACAGAUUGGAAUGAAGCAGGAGCAUCUAGUUAUGGUUUACCACAUCCUUCAAGGACGGAUGAUGUCCUUACAGUGAGAGGUGUGAUAUUUGCAAAAGACAGAUCUGUGGAUAAGGCCCAACUUCUGAAGCAGAAAGCAGUUGCUGGACCUCCAGGAAAUAUAAUUUCAGAAGCUGAAAAAACAACCAAUAGUGUGGGAAGUCUGAUGUAUCAAGCCGACAAAAUAGCUAUCAUUAAUGGUAAAAGAGGUUCUGCUGCUAAAGACGUUGAUGCUACUACAGCAAAGAAAUACGACGUUGCUUUGCUGCAGUUGGACCUCAUGCCUCUCCUCUCAGGAGAAAAAUCAGUGAUCAGUCGACUGGAAGAAAACAAUCCGAUAGUUUUAGAUGCUUAUGCGACUUUCACUGUAGAAACACCUCUCCUGUCUGAAAGACAAAGACAUGAAUUGAACCCACUGAUUAUAAAGAUUUAUUCGGCUACCUGUCUCCCAAACACCCCUGUACCAAUAGAAGUGCUGCAGAGAUUGUGCAUUCCCACCUACUGCAAAUACAAAUUUCACAACUUUCCACCUCAUCAAACUCAUGGGCAAAUCCAUGGAACUCAUGUCUAUUUUAAGGAUGUGAAUGUACUUCUAACAGGAACAAUGAAACCUGGGGAAUUAAAGAGGUAUCUUAGAGGUCCACCUUUGGAGAUUGAAGUUCAUGAUCGGGAUAGAAGCAUGGAAGACAACACAAAAAUGCCGUGUUUGUUUGGGGAGGAUCAAGCAGAUAAAAACGUGGGUGAGGUGAGCCUCCCUGCUUGCAAAUCCACGAUCUAUAAUUCUUUUAUGGAGAGCAAAGUGUGGCAUCCACAUGGGGUAGCUAAAGUCAGUCUAACAGAUCUGUUGUUGGGUAAAAAGUUCUUGGCUAUCAGUGCACCCAUUCAUAGCUGUUCAGUUCCAAAUACAGGUGCUUUCAACAAGGAGGAUAAAAAUGAGAAAAUAACAGAAUCUGUUGAUACUUCUCUAUUACCUAUGGGACAUUAUCUACAAUCAGACUCACUUUUGAAAGUACGAGUGGAAAUAGCAGUGCCAUUGGGAAUUCAUGCAGAAAUUGCUGAUGCCCAAGUCACAAAUUGCCCAUACGGUUAUAUAAUCUACAUUUUUGGCUACAGUAAUUCAUCUUUAUUACAUGAUUUGGUGGAAGAGAUUACAGAAAUCAAUGCUAAUGCCCUCCAGCUGCACAGUUAUCCUGUACACAUAAUUGGAAUGGCUCUUGCUGCAUUAAUACUGAAAACCACACUUGAGAAGGUUUGUGAGUUGGAUGUUGUUACUGGUUUUCACUUGCUGGAUGGAGCAACUCAUCUCUUUGUCUUGGAGGGAUUAAAAGACAAGGCAAUCAAGAGACUCUGGGAUAAGCACUUUGAAAGGACUUACAGACAUGAAGAUGGACAACUGGAAAUACUAUAUAAUUCACAACUGUCUUUCAGUCAACGCCUGUAUACAGACCUGGAAGCUAUCUUUUAUCAUUUCUGCCUCUGUAUGCCCCUCUUCACUAUAGUAAAACAGCCUCUGCUUUAUGUCAGAGGUAUGAUUCCUUGGGCAUGUUUCCAAGCCUUGUCCAGGGGAAAAAAAAUCAGCACGUUGGCUGCUGUGCACAACUUGCUAGAUAGCUGCAGGCUCAGUUACCUCUGUCAGUGUAAGAGGUUGAGGGAUGUGAUUCAUGGGGACCUGCUGCCCUCAGCAGAAAUGAUCACAGUCUUGAGUCAAGAGUAUGGAGUACCAUUAACUGAUGAGGAUCUCUUCACUCAGAAACCUCCUAUGCCCUUAUUUUCCUCUGAUGCUUGUAUAUUAUCAGAAGAAUUUAGCAGAGAGAAAAAGACAGUAUAUUCUUCAUUAGACAACUACAAUGAGAAGUAUGUGCAGUGGAAGAAAGAAAUGGCAGAAAAAAUGUCUUUUGAGAGAAACCACAUUAGGGCAGAACUCACAUGUAAUCUCUGUUUGCAGGCUAACAUUGAUGCUAUAUGUCAACUUAAAGGAAAGAUGAAAAAGCCAAAGUUUGAAGCUUUCAGGAUUUAUCCUGUUAAUGGCAAAUCUGUUUAUAACUACAGCUCUCAGAGCCUGAAUUCUGCAGAACUUGCAAAGAAAUAUAUUCGCCAGGAAAUGGCAAAGGAACCAAAGAACAGAUUCACUUACUGUCCUGAGUACCUGUCAGCUACAUUUGACCCAGUUGAUGUGGUUGCUGCCUGUAAGGAAUCCUCUGCAAAAUCCAAGAGCAUGUGGCUGUCACCAGAUGGAUUUGUAUUUCCUGGAUUUAAGAGCAGUAUUGAAAGCAACCUGCACCCUCAGAUGCCUGACGAGGCACGUCUGGAGGAGUUAAGCCAGAAAUGGCAGGCGAAUGCUCUGCAUGCUAACAUGGAGCCAGUGCUGUCACGAGACAGAUGGAGCUGGGACAAACGGCACGUUGAUUUUGAUCUCUACACAAAGCCGCCUGUGACAACAGCCCCACUGACAGAUGCUACUCGGGUUGUGCAAACUGCAUUUGAUGAUACCAAGAUGAAAGUUCACCGGUGCUCUGCUGCAGCUGAAUUAUCCACACGCGGGCCAAGAGCCAGUUGUCAGCUACAGAAGCUCCAAGGACUUCUGAAAGAUGAACCUCUGAAAUUCUCACUCAGGAAGCCAGGACUAAUUUUGAAGCCUAUCCCAGCCCUGUCAGUGUUGGACAAUCAACUGUCUCAAAACAGUGCGGAUGUCCUACCAGGCAAGAGGAAGAGCAUCUGUUAUGGCUUUGUACCAGGUCCUGAAGGUCAGCACAGCCUGAAGUGGAGCAAGAAUAUUAUCCCCUGCCACAACAGAGAGCGUAAGGUGUUUGAAAAACUCAAAGGAGCAGAUUUCAAUUUAUUUUGCUAUAAACAUUCACUUAUUUACAAGCGUGACCAAUCAGCAAGAGGACGCACUGUUAUCAGUGCAGAACAGGAAGAUCCUCUCCAGAAUGAAAUGCCAGAGCCAGCUGUUACUCUGGACACAGGUAACUUGGUAAACAGAAAGCACUCAGCAAAUACCAGAGAAUUGGUAAAUGUGUACCUGUGACCUAAAAUAAUUGCCUUCUUAAUGAAAUCUGGCCAGCAAAUACUUCCCUAAGGCAAGUAAGUAGGACAGUUUCUUAAGUGUUGAAUGUGUCACAGGCUAAAACUGACUUGCUGAAGUAGGAGGUAACUACACUGUAUUUGGAGAUUACCAAGAGGCUAGGUUAAAAAAAAAAGUGUAAAUAGGCAUCGAGUUUGAAUAACGUUUAUGAAAAAUGUAUCAUCUUAUGACAUUUGUUUAGAUGACAAUUUAUCUUUAAAUAAAGUUUGUUUUUAUUUAAAAACAAACAAACAAACAAAAACAAUGGUUGUAUGUGUAAGGCUGAGGCCAAGAUGGAACAGAACAGGAAGUUCUGAUAAAUACAGGGAAAAAUUUCUAAACGAGAGUUGAGACAGACAGCACAACACCCAUCCUUUGAGAGACUCAAAGCUUGCCUGGACAAGGCAAUGCUGAUUGCACUUGGCCCUGCCGUUCACAAUGCAUUGGGCAAGUUGACUUCCCAAGGUCCCCUCCAAGCAAAAGUUGUUGUAAGUAAAUGGUCUUCCAGUAAGUAG